CCGAGAGAUAAUUUCUGUCUUUUGUAAAAAUACAAACUCCAAACAAAUCCCAAGUGGACAACCGACGAACCCACACAAGCUAACCUCUCUCUUUCUUCAUCCGGCUAUUGUCCACAUACACUUGCAUUAUUUAUAUUUCUACACCCUCCUCCUUAUAUUUAUAUAUAUAGAAAUAUCUCAUUACAACAUCUCAUAGAACCUCACGAAGCAAACCAUUCCUCUUUCUUCUUUUAAGAGAGAGAGACAGAACCAUAGAAUAGUAAGAGAAGAAAAUACAAAAAAUGCCAACGUCGCUACAGUUUCAAAGAUCUUCCUCCGCCGCAGAAACAUCCAACGCCACCGUCAGCUCCUAUCACCACCACCACAAACAGAUUCAUAAAGUGAGCCUCACGCGUGGGAUGGCUGAUGUGCCGGAGCACGUGGAGAUAUUCCACACCCACGUGGUUAGUCCCUCUCAGUGCUUCUCCGUCGUGGUGCAAGACGUGGACGCUUCGGCUUCUGCCGUCUGGUCGAUCCUCAGUCGCUUUGAACACCCUCAAGCGUACAAACAUUUUGUUAGGAGCUGCCAUGUGGCUGUUGGAGACGGCCGAGAGGUUGGAUCGGUGAGAGAGGUCCGAGUUGUCUCGGGUAUCCCCGCUACGUUCAGCUUAGAGAGACUCGAGAUCAUGGACGACGAUCGCCUUGUCAUCAGCUUCAGCGUCGUGGGUGGAGACCACAGGCUUCAGAACUACAAGUCGGUGACGACGGUGCACGAGUGUUCGUCGACGGAGGACGGUAAAAAGAGGGCACGUGUUGUGGAGUCAUACGUCGUUGACGUACCGGCAGGUAACGAUAAGGAAGAGACUUGCAGCUUCGCAGAUACUAUUGUACGUUGCAACUUGCAAUCGCUGGCUAAACUCGCCGAGAACAAGCGUAAAUAAUAGUAAUCACUUUUGUUUAGUUAUUUUGUUUUGUUUUCUAUGAUAUUUAAAUUUCUAUAUUCUCUCUUUCAAAAUUUAUCAUCUUUCUUUUUUCUCUAGGUGGGUUUUGGCUGUAGAUUAGUUAAUAACUAUCGUCCGGGAUUUUUAGAAACUACAAAAUAGUGGUUUUGGUUUUUCGAAGUUAGGGUUUCAGGGUUUGUUAAAUGUUCGUUUACCCUUAAAUCCAUUUCUUUUUGAUGAACGUUUUUGUAUAGUCUAUUGCAGCUUUAUUAUAAACGAAACACUGAUUUUAGUUUA
Brassica napus (rape) is the source of this 1217-nucleotide messenger RNA. RefSeq names its product abscisic acid receptor PYL6. The coding region runs from base 282 to 920 and encodes 212 amino acids. NCBI's taxonomy places the organism in Eukaryota, Viridiplantae, Streptophyta, Magnoliopsida, Brassicales, Brassicaceae. Gene Ontology annotation, molecular function: signaling receptor activity; abscisic acid binding; protein phosphatase inhibitor activity. The record is from RefSeq and is a predicted model, not a curated record. Gene Ontology annotation, biological process: abscisic acid-activated signaling pathway. Gene Ontology annotation, cellular component: cytoplasm; nucleus. The transcript has a single exon.